UUAUAAAACAUGUGAUGGUUUAAUCCAUUAAUAGAAACCGGUGCUUUCAAUGAAUUACCAUGGAAAGAGCAAAGAAGAUUCUCCCUUCACAUGCUUAGAGAUCUCGGAUUUGCAAAAACACGAAUGGAAGAGCACUUGAAAGAAGAAAUUCAUGAUUUGUUAGAACAUUUUGAAGAGUUUGGAGGAAAGCCAAUUGUUCUUAAGCCUCUUUUAGCUCCUAGCAUGUCUAACAACAUAGCCACGCUUGUUUUCGGGCAAAGGCUAAAAUAUGAUCAUCCAGUGCGUCGAAUGCUGGAUAAGGGUUUAGGUGACGCUGCUGCAGCCGCUGGACAAGUAGCCUGGGAACUAUUUUUUCCAUUCCUAGCCAGUGUUGUAAAAUUGCUUGGUUUCGGUGGAGCUGCUAAAAUUGCUAAAACUCAAAAAGAAACUAAAGAAUAUAUCCACAAACAAAUUGAUCAACACGAGCAAACUUUGGAUGAAAACAAUAUAAGAGAUUACAUUGAUGGCUAUUUAUUAGAAAUACGAAAAAGAAAUGACAAAGCUUUUUGCAGUAAGUGAGAUUUUCUUUAUUACGUAGAAAAAAAAAAUCAAUAGUUUCUUC
Molecule: messenger RNA, 601 nt
Organism: Parasteatoda tepidariorum (common house spider)
Lineage: Eukaryota; Metazoa; Arthropoda; Arachnida; Araneae; Theridiidae
Product: cytochrome P450 18a1
Biological process (GO): xenobiotic metabolic process
Cellular component (GO): cytoplasm; intracellular membrane-bounded organelle
Molecular function (GO): heme binding; oxidoreductase activity, acting on paired donors, with incorporation or reduction of molecular oxygen, reduced flavin or flavoprotein as one donor, and incorporation of one atom of oxygen; iron ion binding
Source: RefSeq, a predicted model, not a curated record